AUGGCGCAACCCACGAGCCAGCAGGGCUACUACGAGUUGUACAGAGGCACUUCCAUCGGCCUCGCUCUCGCAGACACCCUUGACGACCUGAUCAGCAGCCGCCGAAUCGAGCCCCAGCUCGCCAUGCGCAUCAUGGCCAACUUCGACCAAGCGAUCGCAACCGUUCUCGGAGACAAAGUCAAAGCGCGCAUGAGUUUCAAAGGACACCUGGACGUCUACCGCUUCUGUGACGAGGUCUGGACCUUUGUGAUCAAGGACGUCAAGUUCAAGAUGGACAACUCGCAGCAGAUCGAGGCGGAGAAGGUCAAGAUUGUGGCGUGCCAGAGCAAGGACAAGGCUGCGUAG
Molecule: messenger RNA, 345 nt
Organism: Zasmidium cellare ATCC 36951
Lineage: Eukaryota; Fungi; Ascomycota; Dothideomycetes; Mycosphaerellales; Mycosphaerellaceae
Exons: 2
Coding region: 1-345 (114 amino acids)
Biological process (GO): RNA polymerase II preinitiation complex assembly; transcription initiation at RNA polymerase II promoter
Cellular component (GO): transcription factor TFIIA complex
Molecular function (GO): RNA polymerase II general transcription initiation factor activity; TBP-class protein binding
Source: RefSeq, a predicted model, not a curated record